AUUAACAAAAUUCAAAAUAAUACAACUCCAACAGUAAGACACAGGGAGUACAAGGCAGCAGGACAAACAUCCAACUUUCUUUUUUGGUACUCUGAAAAAGUUGAGGUUAUCUACAAGCACCAGGGGCAGACUCACCAUUUGGAAACUCGGGCACUGCCCAAGGGCCUGGGGUCAGUAGGGGGCCCCUUGAGAUGCCCCUGGUACCUUUCAAAGGCUUUUUUGGGUGUGGUUUGAGUGUGGGCGAGGACACAGGGGCCCCAUGAUCCCCUGUUGCCCGGGGGCCCCAUGAGUUGUCAGUCCG
Messenger RNA from Staurois parvus, 301 nucleotides. Lineage: Eukaryota; Metazoa; Chordata; Amphibia; Anura; Ranidae. The record is from the annotation of a GenBank genome assembly.